Molecule: messenger RNA, 601 nt
Organism: Paramuricea clavata
Lineage: Eukaryota; Metazoa; Cnidaria; Anthozoa; Malacalcyonacea; Plexauridae
Source: the annotation of a GenBank genome assembly
AUGACUCACAACGACCAACAAGUCACAACUGCAGAAGGGAAAGCCGAUGCUUUCAACAAAUAUUUCGCCUCCAUUUUUCGUCCCGUUUCAUCAAGUUCUCCCAUUGUUUCUCCAUCUCUUUCCAGUCAGAAUAAUCUCGAGUCUAUUACUGUAUCAACAGAAGAAGUCUGCCAGAUUGUUGAAAGAAUGUUCGAACGAAAUUGCUCCGUCUUUAACAGCGCUAUUCAACAAGUCCCUUUCUCUUGGUAAAGUUCCUCAGGAAUGGAAAGAAGUUAAUGUAGUUCCGGUUCCUAAGAGAGGUGACAUUCAUGAAAUCAGCAAUUACCGACCGAUUUCCUUGCUGUUCUUAGUCUCCAAACUUCUGGAACAAGUCGUUCAUAUUCACAUGUCUGAGUUUGUUCAAUCCUCGCUGAGGAUUGUGAGAAGUGACUUAGAACAUGGUUUUCGCAGAAAACGAUCUUGUACCACUCAACUUCUUCGCGUUUUUCACGACGUUGGCGUGGCUUUAGAUUCCAGAAAAGAAGCUGACAUGAUUUAUUUAGACUUCUCGAAAGCCUUUGACUCCGUUUCCCAUCCAAAGCUUCUUUUUAAACUCGAAUAA